AUGGAUGGGACAGACUACAGGACUAGCGACAUCGACGCUCAACAUAAGGCAGUCAUGCAAGAUGCUGGCAAGACACUAUCCGAAGUUCAAAUGGACUACUUCUUCACUGCUCUUCUCCCUCCGCUGCGCGAAGGCCUUGACCCUGUAGCAACGGUUGAGAAGCUCAAACGCGAGGGUCACAUUAUGGACGAUUGUUGGGUAUCCUUCAAAGGUGAUCCAGCUAAAGCUGUUGAAAAGGAGGACGAUCACUUUGAAUCACUUUCGACUCUUAACACUCCGCCAGGAUCCUCCCGAGCACCAAGCGCCAACACAAGGCUAACGAAGACCCGUCCCGAUGGAUAUCUUGUGAAGGUUGACCGACCAGAAGGAGCGAUACGUUGGAUGGAUAUAGGACUUUGCGCAGAGUAUAAAACGUAUGCCAGUAAAAAAGACCGAAAUGGUAACGUGUGCAAGGUAGUUUGGAGUAUGCGCCAGUGUAUGCGCGAGGAUGCCCGACGUCGAUUCGUAUAUGGUCUGACCAUUGAAAAUGCGACUAUGCGACUAUGGUAUGCUAGUCGAGCAGAGCUGCUGGUCAGCGAAAGGAUUCAUUGGCAGAAGGAUCAUAAGACUGUUGUGAAUAUCUUCCAGGCGUUGAUGUAUGCCGAGGAGCACACAGUCGGCUGGGAUCCUACCAUCAUAUACGUCAUCCAAAAGGACAAGGGCAGGAGAGGCAUGAAGAGCAAGAAGAGUGUGGCGGACGAGAUCGAGCUUGCAGAGGAUAAAUCGCCGCGUGUGGAUAUCUUGGUGCGGGAUAAAGUGUCACAGUUUCCCUAA
This is a messenger RNA of Postia placenta MAD-698-R-SB12, 813 nucleotides long. RefSeq lists its product as hypothetical. The record is from RefSeq and is a predicted model, not a curated record. The coding region runs from base 1 to 813 and encodes 270 amino acids. NCBI's taxonomy places the organism in Eukaryota, Fungi, Basidiomycota, Agaricomycetes, Polyporales, Adustoporiaceae. The transcript is spliced from 4 exons.